AUGGAGAUUGCCACCGCGCUAGGGUGUUCUGUUGGUUUUGCCAUCGGAGGACUAGUAUUUGUAGCGUAUAAACUUGGCUUACUUUAUCAGUUGUUUCAUAAGGUAAGUUUGUUUCGUGUAAACAAUGUUACAUUUUAACUUGGCGUCAGCCUGCUCACUUGCUGUCUCAACUCUAAAACUUAGUAGGUGAAAGGUAACCCUGCUGCAUGUGAGAGAACUCUUAACUGCCUUGUGGCUAACACAAGGGCCAUGACGACACAGUGCAGGUUCUUCAGAAGUCAUACAAUAGGCUACAUAAGGAGCAUUAGGCCUACUAGGACAAUAUGCAGUUUAUUGAUAAUUACAAGAUACUGUAGUAAUAAAUAACCAAUAGGCCUUUUCUAGUUUACGACAACACUUUUCAGUUAAUUAAAUCUAAUAUUCACAGUCCAUGACCCCGAUUUGAGGUCUGCCUGUUCAAUCCUUUGCCUGAGUCCUCUACUUCUUCCCCCAGACUGAGACCCAGAGCCCUCGCCAUGGUGGGGAGAGUGUGGCAGAGGUUCUGCGUGCCCAUGGGGUUAAGUUUGUCUUUACCCUGGUGGGGGGGCACAUCUCACCCAUCUUGGUGGCCUGCGAGAAGCUGGGCAUCCGCAUCGUGGACACCAGGCACGAAGCCACUGCCGUUUUUGCAGCUGACGCAGUAGCCAGGCUCUCUGGUAAAUAAGUAACAUAAAUGACCUACUAUAAUAUCCCAAAUACCUUGCAUUACAGUUGUCGGUGUCUAUCUGAACCGUCCGGGACUGGUUUAACUUGCUUAGUGCGCUAUAGUCUACUAAUUUGUUCAUACUGUAGCAUUGACACUGUCAGUGAUUCUCCCUCCAACAGGCACUGUAGGUGUAGCUGCAGUGACUGCUGGCCCAGGCCUGACUAACACAGUCACAGCAGUGAAGAACGCUCAGAUGGCCGAGUCUCCACUGCUUCUCUUGGGGGGAGCUGCUGGAACACUACUUCAGGUGAGUGUCUGAGGGCUUUUACUGGUGUGGCUGCAUGGGUGGUACCCUAGUCCUAACAUUAACACUAAAGCUAAGGUCACGCUACACCAGCAAGUUAUACUCAACAAAAUACCAUAAUCUUGCACUGUAGAAUUGUGUGACUGUGGGUGAGCACACUCUCUCAUCUGAUUCCCCCUAUCCAUUGUGGAGGUUUGACCUCUUGGUGAACUUUUGUUGUGCAGGGUAGAGGAGCGCUGCAGGACAUUGACCAGAUGUCCCUGUUCAAGCCGCUGUGUAAGUUCUGCGCCUCGGUGAGGAGUGUGAGGGAGAUCGCCCCCACGGUGAGGAAGGCCCUGGCCAUCGCCCAGUCUGGAACUCCAGGACCUGUGUUCAUAGAGUUCCCCAUCGACACACUCUACCCCUUCCACCUAGUGUCCAAAGAGUUCGGAGUGAAAAACCCUCCCAAGGGAAUAAUGGGGAAAGUUGUCACUUGGUAAGUAAUCAGCAGGAUUGUGCUUGACCAUGCUUUCACAUAUCCCUUGUGAUUUGUGAAAGUAACAGAUGCUGUAUAUCUUUUUCCAUAAGGUACCUCCACAAUCACCUAAAUAACUUGUUUGCUGGAGCCUGGGAAACCAGAGACGUGUCCCCUCUCCCAGUGCACAUCCCUCAGGCCACAGACGAUCAGGCAAGACUAACUCUAGCCCUCAGUCGUUCUCUAACAACAGUGAGAAAGGCUUAAUUUAAGCCGACAGUUUGUACUGUAGCCAGUUACAGUUUUCCAAUAGACAUGAAGGUAUGUUUGUUAUGUAUCCCUUGUGGCUCAACCUCUAUUGAUUUGUCAUCAGGUACAAAAGUGUAUAGAGCUGGUGAGCAGAGCCAAGAAGCCUGUUAUCCUACUGGGGAGCCAGGCAACACUACCUCCAACACCUGCAGACGACAUCAGGUAUUUCAACAACCACAUUUAUAUUACACGAGACAUCAGCAGACAUCUGGUCCAUUCAAUGCCAAUUCAUAUAGUUGUCCUGUUACAGGGCGGCCCUGGAGUCCCUGGGUAUCCCCUGCUUCCUGGGUGGAAUGUCCCGUGGCAUGCUGGGUAGGAACAGUCCCUUGCACAUCAGACAGAACAGGAGGGACGCCCUAAAGGACUCAGACCUUGUGCUGCUAGCAGGUGAGACACAAACUGCCACCUAUAAGUUUUGUCUUCAUACAGUUGUUGUGUCUUUGAGGCUGUCUCACAAUGGUGGCAUGUGUUGCAGGAACUGUAUGUGACUUCCGAUUAAGCUAUGGCAGAGUGCUGAACAGGCGCAGCAAGAUCAUUGCUGUCAACAGAGACAAGACUCAACUUCUGAAGAACUCUGACAUGUUUUGGAAGCCCACUGUGGCCAUUCAGGGUUGGUACUGAUGACUGAAUUGUCCAAUCAGAAGUGUUAUUUGCUUUCACAUAAUGCUGCCACUACCUCUUUGGGCUAUUUGGUCUUGUGGAGACUCACAUUUCUGUCUGUCUUUUAGGAGAUGCAGGCUCCUUCCUACUCCGCCUCUCCGAUGGCCUCAAGGGCCACAAAUGUCCUGAGGAUUGGCCACAGAGUCUCAAAGCAGGAGAUGUCACCAAAGAGAAGGCUAAUCGGUACAGUUGUGGAAUUCAUUCAGCCAGUUGGGCAGAAAGCCUCCAUACAAAUGACUACAGUCAGUACAUCUAGUGCACCAACCAUAGCCAGUAAAGGGUGUGUUAGUUCCCUGUGAAAGUGUGUUUUCCAUGCAGGGGGAAGGCUGAUGAGAAGACGGACCGCCACCUGAACCCCCUGAGUGUCCUGCACCGUGUGGAUGAGCUGAUGGCUGACGACAGCAUCAUAGUGGCGGAUGGGGGCGACUUUGUGGGCAGUGCUGCUUACAUCAUGAGACCAAGGGGCCCACUCCGCUGGCUGGAUCCAGGUCAGGAUCCUCAGUGGACAGUAUUAGAGUUUUUUUUUUUUUUUUUUUUUUACAAAAUAUGUUUUGAAAUAUGUUAUAGGAUAUAGUCACUUGAGUAAGAGCGGUAUUAACAAGUACAAUAAAAAAAAAAGUAGGACUUGUUUAUUGAAUUUGAACCCUGGACGUUCUUGAUAUUUUAAUGGAUGAUUACCUAAUGUUGUUCGUCAUUCUAACAGGAGCAUUUGGAACCCUUGGUGUUGGAGGAGGGUUUGCUCUGGGAGCCAAGCUGUGUCGACCUGAGUCAGAGGUAAAGUAGAAUACCAAGCAGGCUUUAUCGAUCACUGUUUUUAUAGGGGUUUAGGUUUGUCGGUUUGUUCAUGUUAUGAAACAACAUGUAUGGUUUUGGUUGAGUUUAGCUGACUAAGUUUCUCAUUAAGGUGUGGAUCAUCUAUGGUGAUGGAUCCCUGGGAUACAGUGUUGCAGAAUUUGACACCUUUACCAGACACAAGGUACAGUAAUAACCAAUUCACUAUUCAGACCAAUUUAUCAGCUAACUAAUCUUGCAUUCCGACCAGUUAAUCUGCUUUGUCCCUCUCUCUCCCAGACACCAGUAAUUGCUCUGGUGGGGAACGAUGCCUGUUGGAGCCAGAUCUCCAGGGAGCAGGUUCCCAUCCUGGGCAGCAACGUGGCCUGUGGCCUGGCCUUCACAGGUCUUUAUGUUGGCCUACUGUAACCCCACUGCCACCAUACUGGGGAUCUCUAGUGCCCAUACUCACACAUGCAAUGUCUCUGUUGGCCCAUGUCAUCUGUUUGGAUGUCAUGUCACACAUCCAACAUGCUGUCUCUAUUUUCCUCUUCCCUAGAUUACCACAUAGUUGCAGACGGUUACGGCGGCAAGGGCACCCUCAUUGGUCGUGAGGAUGAGAACAAGCUGGAUGACAUCAUAAAAGAGGCACAGAAGGAGACCCGAGAGGGGAGAGCCACACUACUCAAUGUUCUCAUAGGGAAGACCAACUUCAGAGAGGGCUCCAUCUCUGUGUAGAGUAGGUCAGACAGACAGGCCGCAACCCGUUGGGUUUCUGUCUGGACCUGUGGGUCCUAAAACCUUCCCACCUUGCCUAGAAACCCACAUUUGUUCACAUGCUGUGGAACAGUACAACUGCUGCAUUUAUCUGGUGAAGAAGGGAAAAGAUGAGUGUGUCUGCUGAAUGAACCCAACAAUUCAGGAACUCAUUCUUCUCAACCUUUAUCAGCCUUUCAAACAGCUGUUAAGAUAAGUUUUGAUCAUGGACUUGAAUGGAUGAAUGAAACCAUUUUGGGUUGUUUUUGCUUGAGAUAAUCAAACUUGACUUGUAUGCUUUAGAAAAUGAACUAUGACUGGCUUUGCUGCUGUUAUUAUGUAGUAGGCCAGUAUCCUUGCUGUAUACACUUAACUAAUACAUGUAUAUUGACUUCAGAUAGCCUAUUGAUCUACUGAACUCUACCUUGAAGCUGGUCAUUUUAUUUUGAAAAACAAAGUGAAUUUUGGAAUGAUGUCCUUCAUAGGGAUAUUUAGGAAAGUUAAACAUACACUAACCUACAAGCCGCAGCAGGGUCUUUAGGGUUAAGAACAAGGUAAUAAUACAAUUGUAAUAAUACUGUAAUCAUUUAAUUUAAAUGGUAUAGAAUUGAUGAUUGUAUGCCUUUUUAAAUUUUUGAAUGUACUGUAAGACUCUACUAAUACAUCAAUCAACAGAAUGGGUACACAAAUACAAGACGCCCUAUGAAAGAGGAAGGAAUUUCAACUGGAAGAUGUUAUCAUAAGUUACCAUUUGGGUAUUGGUCAUUAUAAUCUUACUUAUUACACUGCUCAUACUAUUUCAGGUUUACCUAUUUUAAGGAAUUCUGCAUUAUCCUGAUCAUGCAAAUUGGAGUCCACCUUAAAUUUGAAUGUUUUGAGAAUAUUGGAAUAUUUUCUGUUUUGCUUUGGAUUGAAUCACUAUGUACUAUUCAUAAUAUUUGAGUCGUUGUCAGGAGAGGGAUUGGAAGACACCUGCCCUGAAUCUGGGUGUGAGAAUCUGUUGCACUGACAUUUUGGGUUUGAUUAUAUAAUAUUUUAUCUUAUACAUAAGCACACUGAUACUAGUAUGCCUCUUCUGUUUUUCAAUGUUGACCCAAUGCAUUUAGUCAUCAGAACGAUGUGGGAUUAUAGGGACAGUUGUUAUUUUUGCAUUGCAAUAAAGAGAAUCAUGUAUAUUGU
This is a messenger RNA of Coregonus sp. 'balchen', 5118 nucleotides long. Lineage: Eukaryota; Metazoa; Chordata; Actinopteri; Salmoniformes; Salmonidae. The record is from the annotation of a GenBank genome assembly.